This is a messenger RNA of Microbotryum saponariae, 5127 nucleotides long. The record is from the annotation of a GenBank genome assembly. NCBI's taxonomy places the organism in Eukaryota, Fungi, Basidiomycota, Microbotryomycetes, Microbotryales, Microbotryaceae.
AUGGACAGCUCUCCCGCCUCGCCUUUGGCCCCCAGGGAUCCCAGCUCCCCUGAAUCUUCGAUCGGCGAACAAAUCGCCACUCUACAGGCCCAGCUUGCCGCUCUGCAGGCCUCGCAACCCGCCGCCGCCGCAGCCGCCGCACCCCCGGCCGUCACCAUCGUGCCGGGGAACGCCGCCACCGCAUCCAAGGUCGUGUUUCCCAAGCACGCUCGUCUGGACGGCCCCAAGUCGUUCACCAACUGGUUGCGUCAACUCCGUCUUGCACUCCCGAACCAGGUUCGUGGUUACGUUCUCGACGGUGUCGUUCCCCCGACCUGGACCGCCGACCAGCUUGCCGCACGUGACGACGCCGCCCGGGAAAUCAUCGUUGGCUCUAUCGACUCCGCCGACGUAUCGGCCACCCUCGACGCCAUCCCCAGCGACGACCUGUCGGCACCGCGCAUCUUUGCCGCUCUCAAGGCUCGUUUUGCACCGGACGACGCUACACGCACUCUCGAGUUGUUCGCUCGCCUUUGGGACUUCAGGAAGAUGCCUGCCUCCGUCGAGGCCUACGACACUUGGCUACGCGAGUACAUGUCGAUUGCUCAGGAAAUACGCGACGCCAAAACAUCGCUCAACGACGUGCUCGCCACCCACGUGCUCGCCAUGGUCCCGUCUUGCCUCGACAGCUUCCGACUCACGUUCACGGACGAGCAGCGAAACCGACGCGACCUUCCCGAACUCACGACGCUUACGGACCGCAUUCGCAUCCAGCUUCGUUCGGCAGGACUCUCGACCUCGCAUUCGGCCAUGCUUGCCACGCGCUCCCCUUGCCCCGCCUGCCGCGCUCCCGGUCACCGCCUGCGCGACUGCACUUCACGUGCGAAGCACCCGCCCACCGGCCCCUGCCGCCGAUGCCACAAGAAAGGUCACUGGGCACUCGACUGCAAGAACCGGGGUGAACAGGCACGUAGCAGCGACGACACCCAGGACGACACGUCUUCCUCCGCGGCCUCGCAACCGAACGUCGGCUAUUUCGCCUCCUGUCUCUUCGCUCGUCGCCAACUCCCAACUGACGCCUUUGUAGUCGAUUCGGGUGCCACGACACACAUGGUCGCCGACCGAUCUCUAUUCACGACUUAUCGUCAGACGGCACACACCAAGAUCGGCGGCAUCGCGGGCGGCAUCACGGCUAUCGGCAUGGGGGACGUGGCAUUCGUCGCCAAGACUGGACACCCGAUCACGCUCCGUGGUGUUCUUCACACGCCUGGCCUACACGUCAACCUCCUCUCUGUCUCUCGCCUCUGCGACACCGACCGCGUUCGUCUCGCCUUCACCAGCGACGGCAUCGACAUCGCCAAGGACGGCCGGGCCAUUGCUCACGGUACCAGGGUCAACGACGGUCUUUACCUUUUGGACGCGGAUUACACCAAGUGUCAGCAUCUUGCCUUCCUCUCACGCUCUGAGUCUCCCGUGCCCCUGCUUACCCUACACCGCUGCCUCGGCCAUCUUGCCCCAUCCUCUAUACAGAAGAUGAUUGCUGCAGGUUUGCUGGACGGGUUUGGGGCCGGGUACAGUGACAAAGACGUAGAGGAGUUUGUUUGCAAUGCUUGCCUUGGUUCCAAAGGUCACCGCCUUCCCUUUCCCGACUCUGAGUCGCAUUCCGCCGAGAGACUUGGCCUCGUGCACAGCGACGUCCUGUCGUUCCCCACUCCGUCCUUGACCGGGAAGCGCUACCUUGUCACGUUUCUAGACGACCACUCUCGCAAACUCUGGGCAUAUGCGAUCGAUCACAAAAGCGAUGUUUUCCCGACCUUCCAGACUUGGCUCGCCGAAGUGGAGUUAGAGACGAACGCGCGGUUGAGGAUCCUUCGAACCGACAAUGGCGGGGAGUACCGAUCAAACGCAUUCACGGAGUUCUGCAAAUCCAAGGGCAUUCGUCGUCAAUACUCUAUCCCUUACACGCCUCAACAAAACGGUCGCGCCGAACGUGUCAACCUCUCCAUCGUCGAGGGCGUCCUCGCUCUCCUUGCGGACGCCCGUCUGCCGGCCACCUUUUGGGAUGAAGCGGCUGCGUAUUUCGUUUAUUGCAAAAACAGGUGCUCACACUCAGCUUUGGCCAAACAGACUCCAGAAUCCGUUUGGAACGGCCAACGCACCACCGCCACCGCCCUCCACCCGUUCGGCUGCACAGCCUGGCUCACGGUCGCCCCGGACCUUCGCAGCAAGCUCGACCCCAAGGCCGCGCGCGUGAUCUUCACAGGUUACGACCUCGCCUCCAAAGCUUUCCGUUUCUUUGACCAUUCCAUCAACAAGAUUGUACUUGGUCGCAAUGCCACCUUCCUCGACGACGACUUCCCCGGCCUGCCAGUCACCACGCCCGUCGAUGCAGACGACACCGACCGUCAGUUCGUCGUUCCCGCCGACACGCCCGCCCCUGCCGUCAAGACGAGGACCCCACUAGUAAGGUCGGCGCACAUGGACGUCUCAUCCUCCCUUGAUGAUUCUGCCAUGAGCGCCGUUGACGUGGCCCCAGGGUACACUGGCGGAACCUUACUUAAUUCCACAGAUACCGAAUCGUCCUCGUCACCGUCUCCUGAGCCGUCCUCGUCACCGUCGCCCACAAACCCUUUGUCACCGUCGCCUGCGCUGUCACCGUCGUUGGCAGCGUCAUCGUCACCCUCGGUCUCACCGACCGACUCUGACUACUCCGCCGACCCUCUGGACCUCAUCGGCUCACAGACCCCGACUCGCCUUGGCCCACCGGACGUGCACCGCCCAGACUUCAGCACGUACCGUGAGCCCGCAUCGGCUGAGGAGUCGCCCGACGAACUCGACAUCAUUGGGCGUCACUCACGCGAUGAAUCGCCGGAUGAAAUCGAUUUCCUCACCCAACACCACCGCGCCUUCAUCGCCACAGACGACGACGACCCCACCCUCGACGCCAUCGAGCCCGUCAAAUCGAUCACUAGCGACCCCCAGACCUGGCGCGAAGCAAUGUCCAGCGACGAGCACAACAUCUGGGCUGAGGCCGCCGCCGCCGAGUUCACCGCCAUGCGCGACGACUUCAAGGUGUUCACCAUCGAGCCUCGCUCAUCUGUACCGCCGGGCGCCACCAUCGUCACCUCCAAAUUCGUCUGGAAGACCAAGCGCAACGCAAGCGGUGAAGUCACGGGGCGGUGUUGAACUUCGCUCCAUCUCACUUCUAGGACAAUAUGCGCUCACUGAAGUAGAGGUGCCUCGCCUUUUGGUGCAGUGGUAUAUUGUUCCUUCAUAGGUUAUGAGCCCAGAGCAACCAGCAGGUCAUGAGUUCAAUCCCCCCUGGGGUCAGGCAAUUUUGCGCGCAUACACUCAGCGUCCCGGCCCCCGCACUUGCCCAGCAGCGUGCCAAGCACCCUGGCGCAUCGACAGUGCUCACAGUGCCCAAGCUGCACUUGCCCAAGCGACCUGAUCAACAUGCCCAGUUGCCUCACAAGCCGCACCCACUGCCACAAGCUCUUCAGCUUCGCGCACAGGGGGGUGUUGAACUUCGCUCCAUCUCACUUCUAGGACAAUAUGCGCUCACUGAAGUAGAGGUGCCUCGCCUUUUGGUGCAGUGGUAUAUUGUUCCUUCAUAGGCGGAAGGCACGUCUUGUAGCGCAGGGUAACCGACAGCGCGACGGCAUCGACUUCUCAGAAACCUUCGCACCCGUCGCCCGUUUCUCCUCCAUUCGCUGCCUCCUGGCUCUUGCCGCUGCCAAUGGCUACCACGUUCAUCAGGCCGACAUCGACAAGGCUUACCUCCACGGCGAGCUCGAUCAUGAUAUCUGGAUGACGACACCACGCGGUUUCGACUUCCCGAGCGAUAAGGUUCUCCGGCUGCGACGCUCAAUCUACGGUCUCAAGCAGGCCGGUCGCAUCUGGAAUCGUCACAUUGACACAUCACUCAGGAAUCUGGGGUACAAGGCAACAGGCACUGAUCACUGCAUUUACUCUCGCAUUGACGAUCAGCAGCGGCCUCACUAUAUCGCCUUGUAUGUCGACGACCUCCUCAUUGUCAGUCCAGCCCUCGACGAGAUCGAACGUGUCAUCUCCGGCCUUGAACAGCGGUACGGCGUCAAACGACUCGGCCCCGCGGAGUACAUCCUCGGAAUCCAAAUACGCCGCCUGGACGACGGUUCCAUUGCUCUAUCCCAGGAGCGCUACAUCAUGGACGUGCUGGCCCGUUUCCACUUCGACACCACGACACGCGGCACUACGGUGCCGAUGACGCCCGGCCUCUCGCUCACGGCAAUUCCGGGUCAGGGAACGGAGCGCAUUCGUUCGUGGUACCUACAGGCCAUCGGCUCCCUCCUCUACAUCUCCCUUGGCACUCGACCCGACAUUGCCUUCGCCGUCUCGUACCUGUCCCGGUUCGCCAACAACCCCGGCCGCCGCCAUUGGAUUGCCGUCAAACACGUCCUUCGCUACCUUCGCGCCACGUACCGCGAUGAGCUUCUCUAUGCCCGCGGCCCAGCAAAAGUCACGGGUGUGGUUGGUUAUUCUGAUGCGAACUGGGGCGCCUGCGUCGACACAUCCAUUUCAACGAUGGGCUACGUAUUUUACUUGGCAGGCGCCGCUGUCUCUUGGUCGUCGAAGCGUCAGACUCGGGUAGCGGAUUCCACCACUGAUGCCGAGUACCUGGCCUUGUCGCACGCGGGUAAGGAAGCGAUCUACCUUAACCAACUCCUCUCCGAGCUCCACGUUUGCCCAAUCGCUGCAGCUCACAUCUUCACCGACAACGAGGCCGCGGCCGCCGUCGCUCACGACCCCGUUCGCACCUCCGGCACCCGGCACAUUCGCCUCCGCGAGCAUUUUGUCCGUGACAUGGUCAAUCGAGGUGAUAUCUCUCUCUCACACGUUGGCACAGCAGACAUGGUUGCGGACGUAUUCACCAAGGCGCUAGGCCCCAAGAUUUUUGGUACACAUUGCUAUGCUCUAGGCCUCCGGACGCGACAUCCACGGCUCAAGUCUACCUCGCGUUCGCGUGGGGGGGGGUGUGAGGAAUCCACUCUCCGCUCGGCUCAGGACUUAGGCGCGCGGAGCGAACCGGGCGCGGACUUAGGCGCGCGGAGUGAGCCGGGCGCCCCGGCCCAGGACUUAGGCGCGCGAAGCGAGCCUGGGACUUAG